AUGGCUACGCCCACAGUUUCAUCCUUCGUUGGCUCUGUGAUCCUCCAACCCAUCAUCGUGGCGAUUACCAGUGUCGUGCUCUCAUCCCUCCUAUCCUAUGAGAUCGCUGGACAGCUUGACUGGAGGCCGAUCACUAUAUGCGUGACAUGUGACAUUAUUGCUGUCGGUGUUGACCACCUGAAGGAUCAAGAAGUUGUCAUCGGUGCUCGGGGUGCGGCUGUCAUGAAGCGCUUUACCCCCCUCUUCCACCUUGCCCGUAUUUUUCUGGCGUUGAAUGCGUUUCUGCUUGUGAUAGCUUUAUGUCGUAGUCCACCAGAAACGACGGUCGUCACCGCGGUUUUUGCUGCUCCCGCUUUUCUGUGGGCGACGCCGCUUGAUCUCCAGCGGAUCGGCGCAGUACUGAAGAAAUUCAUACGCGCAAAACAUGAUCAAGAACAAGUGGAAUAUGAUUCAUCCAUGUCCAACGAACCAUUCAUAAUCAAACGAGUCCCUGGUAUGAAGGCUAUAUUUGACGGUAUCAUUCGAGGUUGCGGGACAUUCCUCGUCGUCCACUCAGCACUGCAGUUAUCAUGGCAGUCGGCCAAUAACGCGCCUCCGUGGACGAUCAUUGAGACUAUCAUUUGGUCGACGGUAAAUCGCACCUGUCAUUGUGUUAUGACAGACGUGCGUGACUAUGAUGAGGACGAGAAGACUGGAGUCCCGACCAUACCCGUCCUUCUAGAGUCUCCCCUUAAGACUCGGAUAGUCUUGACCGUCGUUCAAGCAGCCGUUAUGAUUGCCUUCCUCCGCAAUCCGUUCAUUGUAGGGGGUUCCUGCUUCGCAAUUGCUCUUGUUUGGAUUCUAGGGAAAGAUUCUCCGAAAGUUUACUUCCGUCUUAGUCUUCACUCACAGUCGAUAUUCAUUGCUAUGUACGCAGUCAUGUUCGCUUUGGACUUACUCUAG
Messenger RNA from Suillus subalutaceus, 942 nucleotides. RefSeq lists its product as uncharacterized. The transcript has 4 exons. Bases 1 to 942 code for a protein of 313 amino acids. The record is from RefSeq and is a predicted model, not a curated record. NCBI's taxonomy places the organism in Eukaryota, Fungi, Basidiomycota, Agaricomycetes, Boletales, Suillaceae.